Molecule: messenger RNA, 743 nt
Organism: Ruditapes philippinarum (Manila clam)
Lineage: Eukaryota; Metazoa; Mollusca; Bivalvia; Venerida; Veneridae
Exons: 2
Coding region: 25-699 (224 amino acids)
Source: RefSeq, a predicted model, not a curated record
CGUCUUCGUAACGUCUGACGUCAUAUGGCGCCAACGUUAACAACAUCCGGAAACAUGCGGAAAACAACUCCAUACUUGCAAUUAUUUGGUUCUGCAUUUGUCGUUUCCUUACUUGCAUUGAUUUAUUACGAGAGAAAAAGAAAACUUAGUAAGGAGGAGGGUAAAGGUGCUGGUUGCAAUCACAAGAACGAGGAGCAUGAAAAUAAUCGCCAUGACAACGAAGACACAUCUGUGCAUAUAAAACAAGAAACAAUUGAUAAUGUCGCAUCAAACUCCACUCUGACCGGUUACAGCAGUUUAGAGGAUGAUGACUCAGGUAUGCAAUCAUGCCGGUCAACUGACAGCAGCACGAGCGCCUACAGUACUGCAUCAGACGACACUUGCCCAUUUCCGGUAGGAGAAUUUUCCACAUACAAACAACUAACAGUCGACAGAGAUUUAACAGACUUCGACCUGCAGGAAAUUCUAAAUUCUCCGAUUGUUGAAAGUCAUUAUAUAGAUGAAAGAAUGAGCAGAUCUCCAAUAAAACUAUGUGACGAGUUUAGUCAAUUCAAUAACUGCGAAGAUUGUACUAACGUACCCGGCGCGGUAGAAUCAACGAAUGUUAACUCUAUCAUUGUGGCCUACAGUGAUAUUGUACCUCCAUUAUGCCCUAAUACAGGGGACACAAUACUUCCCUCAAAGAUAUCAAAUACGUGAUUGAGUUACCGUUACUAGUCAAUAAAAAUGUACGUUUUAAUCAA